Amoebophrya sp. A25 is the source of this 239-nucleotide messenger RNA. Lineage: Eukaryota; Dinophyceae; Syndiniales; Amoebophryaceae. The record is from the annotation of a GenBank genome assembly.
GAAAAAGAGAAGCUACUGGCAGGCGCCAAAGCGGCAGAAGCCAAGUCUCAAGCUUAUCCGCUACAAGACUCGCAGUCGCCAACGCCAAGCUAUAGCGAUUAUAAUUUGCAUUUGCAACAGUCUGAUAGCGCCGGCAAACAAGAUGUAUCUGUACUAGCAAGUAGUACUUCUAGUAAGCCGCAGAGAGUCCAUCUUCCAGGUUGGACACCAUUGAAAAAAGGCCCGAUAUCGAAGCAGAG